Messenger RNA from Sus scrofa (pig), 3254 nucleotides. The record is from RefSeq and is a predicted model, not a curated record. NCBI's taxonomy places the organism in Eukaryota, Metazoa, Chordata, Mammalia, Artiodactyla, Suidae.
CUGCUGUUGGACUCAAGGUUCCCAAAUGCAGUGACUGGUUGUGUUUGUUGGACAUGGGAAUUCACCCCUACAUGAGACUCAGAGGGAUACAGUUUAUGAGAAAUUCCUCUGAUAAAAGUCAAGGCUCCUUCAAGGCGGCUCAGUGCAGGAGAUAGGUCUCAGGUGAGCGGGAGAGCCUUCCGCAGGGGGGCUCGGAAGACCACGACUGGAAGAGGAAGCUGCCUCCCACGGAAGCCACCGCCUUGUGCAGGGAGCCGUGGGCCUGUCGAGGACACCCCAGGACCGCUAACCCUACUUCUUGGUUGACUUUGCACCUGAGCGCUGCCCACACCCACCAACUCUGAGCUCCUGGGAGAGGCCGGGAGACGCUGCCGGGGGCCGUGAGUCACGAGUGUAAAGUACGCCCAGGGCCUGGCAGGCAGGUCUGUGCCAGGGUAAGGUGUCAUCAGGUGAAGCCACAAAGGCUGUUUUCCUGGAGCCCCUGAGAUAAAAGAUCCAUCGCCUUUUCUCUCUCCUGCCGCUCCGGGCUUGGGGGCUGCAGGUCCCCGGACAGCGGGGUGGGGGCGUGAACGCGAGUGCGCGCGUGUGCAUGUGUGUGUGUGUGUGUGCGCGCGCGCGCGCGGCCUUCCGGCAGCUGUCCCGGCCCCCGCUCCCCCCCCACCGCCCCCGGCCCUGCGCGCCGCCCCCACCCCUCGCCGUGCUGGGUGCGCGCGGGUCGCUGCGCUCCCCCGCGCCUGGGAGGCGACCCCCGUGCGCCCCGGGUUCAAAGGCCCCGCGAGGCAGCUCCAGCCUCUCUGGGGGGCGGGGAGGCGAGGGGGGUGGUGCGGGAGCCAGAAAGCGCGAGCCCACAGCCGGCCAGCGCUGCGCAGGGAUGGGCAGUGCGCUCUGAAGUUUGUGACCGUCGCAGCCAACUCCUGGCCGCAGCCCGGGACGCAGCGAGCCAGCGGCCGGCCUCGAACCGCCCUCCCCCCAGCCGGAGGGCGAGGCCAGCUGUGCCCGGCGCUCUUUGGCGGCCACAGGCGUCUGUCCUCCGCUGCUCUCGCGUCCGAUCCGGGUUCAUGGAGCUGAGGCUGUGGUUCCUUUUCGGGCUCACAGUGACCUCCGCCGCAGGACCGGUGCCUCGUCCCCAGCCUGGGGACGCUGGCAGGAGCGGCGUACCCCGGGCCCCCUCUGCAACCAAGGAGACCAUGGCCAUGGUGGCAACGCGGGGUCCAAGCCCCAGAAGCUCUGGGCAGGAGCAGGAACCAGGUCCAUUUGGGGAGCUGGCUGCCAAGGGGGGCCCUGUGCGCUACCGAGCCCGGCGCUGUACGUGUUUCACCUACAAGGACAAGGAGUGUGUCUAUUAUUGCCACCUGGACAUCAUCUGGAUCAACACUCCUGAACGGACUGUGCCCUACGGACUGUCCAACCACAGAGGCAGCGUCCGGGGCAGGAGGUCAGCCGGGCCGUCCCCGCAGAGCUCUCAGCCGUCGAGGGGGACCCUGCGCUGCGCCUGUGCAGAGAGCCAGGACAGAGCCUGCGUGUACUUCUGCACCCGGACCCUGGCUGCCCGCGGGGCUUCCAGGACGCCAGAAACCCCUGACAAAGAAGCAGGAAAGCCAGCAGGCAGGGCCACUGGAGGCCUGCAUCCGAGAAGGUUGAAGUCAAGGACAGACAAAGCCAGGAGGCUUUAGACCUUCCCCAUCAAACGCCUGCCCAGGCAGCGGCUUCCCCCGCCUGCUGCCUGCCCGCCUUGCUCGGCCUUUAGGGAGCCUCUGGGAGAAGGCCCUGCAGCAGGAAGGCCUCAGUCCCGGCCCGACACGGUUCACAUUUCCACCUCUUUGAGGACAAGGAAUGAGUUUUGCCUGGGGGAGAAAAGCCACUCAAAGGGGCCUCCCUGAACGGUGCAGCCCUUCCCCCAGGCCGGCCCCAUCCAGAGACCCUGGUUUCCCUAAUGGGUAAAACGAUCCCAGCUGUGCCCUGGGGCCCGCCGCCGCCCAGGGCUCCGGUUUCCUGCAGGAAAUUGUUUGGGGAGAGCUAGGGCACGUCGCAAAGCCAUUCUCUCCCAGCACAAGUGGACUUCAAGCUAACUCUUUGCAAAUGUCAACCCGUGUCCAUCUUGAGACAGAAGCAGCAGACGGCACCGAGAGCACGCUGACAUCUGGGCCCUCGCAAAGGGCAGGCGUGGGGUGUGAGCCAGUGGGGCCGCCGGGCUCAAUAUUAGACGCCCUUUGUAGCCACACUGGAGUUGAUGAAUUUGAAGCGUAGAGGAUUUGGACAGAAAUCGUCCGCUGUGCUUGGUACCCACGAGAAGAAUGGAUCUCAAAACAAACAAACAAACAAACAAAAAAAAACAAAAAAAGGAAAGAAAGAGGUAACCUUCAUGUUUUCAAUGAGAAAAAAGGAGGAAAUUGAUCUGAGCGUGUGGCUCCCGGGACGCGAUGCGUGGCGGAGGUCGCCCUUUGCAGAGCGGCCACCAGAUGACCGUAGACCUUGGUCCCUGGAAGCCACUGCACAGGCAGCCCCAGCUCAAGUGACUAGGGCGAUAUUUGUUUUCCCAAAGAAAGGUGGCUCUUUGGGGGAAUGGCUUCAAAAAAAGCCACAAACACAAACGCUUGGUAAAUUGUGUAAAUUUCUAUUUGUCGAUCUAAUUGGCAACAACUGGGAGCUGUAGCGCCUGACAGUUGCUGUCUCUUUCAGCCGUGCUCUAACUGCCACGCUGAGAUUACCGAGCAUCUGAAGAAGAUGCGGUGUUUAGUCAUCCUCGGGCGUGGGGAGCGCACCCCCCCCCACCCUCCCCAUGGCAGAGAGAUAAGAACCGGCCUUUGAGCGCACGGCCACGUGGUGAUGUGAUGGCGAAUGCCUGGGUGCUGGCCUUGAGUAAAUGCUGAUUUCUGGCUGCGUAUUCCCUAAGUUAUUAUGGGUAUAAAAGUCACUGUCUCUCACAAGGAAGUGGAAGGGACUGAUGUGCCAGCAGGAUGGUGUCCGGUUCAGAGAAGCCAUUAUUUAUUGUGCACCUGUUCUCUACGUCAGCUCCUCUAGGUGGAUGGGUUCACAGCCAAGCCACGGUACACAGAGAGAUUUUAAAUUGUGUUCUGAAGCCCAACUCAUAUUCCUUAGAGCUAUAACUACGGUUUUUAAAUGCAUAGGCACUGUUUGGCUUUGUGCCAAGAUGAUAUCUCAUAGAGAAAUUCAUUCCUUGUGCUAACACUCAGAAGGUACCUAACUGUCAAAUGCAUAAUAAACCAAAAAAAAAGUGUAAAAGUUUGCUCUGA